GAUUAGCGAUAAGAAAAAAGCGACAGGGGUAACCGGACGGUACCUAGGCAAUAUAAUAUACAAUGGUAAUAGUCAUAAAUACUGGCGCCAUGACUUUUUUCGGGGUCUAGAGUCAGCUUCACGGCUUUUGAUCACCGAGGGUCCUGGUGAUAUAUACUCGGCCCAAGCAUUGCAACGACCCUACCUUGACACCGUCUUCUCGAACCAUAGCUGACGACGCUAUCCAAGUCUGGACAACAUAUCGGCCUAUGAAUACAGGAUAAUUGAUCAUCGAGGAGGACGUCGCAUCGCCAUGUCGUGGCCACCUCUCAAGGAUCGCCUGCUGAGUCUGCUCGUGCCAGGCUUUAUCCUUUGGCCGAGUGUCAAGUCCUUUGUCAUCACUGCUUUUCAGUUCUACAUUCUGCAAGCCCACAUUCCCUCGGCUUCGAAUUUCCAGCAGGUCAGGGAUGACGCGUUCUCCAAGUUCUGGGCCAAAUUGAAUGCACCUGUUGAUCCGCCUCCGCCUCCAGUAGGCUCCAUGACUCUGGUGCCGCCAAUCCUAUCCCGGGCGCAUGGUGUGGUUCUUGAUAUCGGUCCUGGAUCCGGUACUCAUGUUGGGGAUUUUUCAGACAAUCCCAAUAUUACCACUAUCUUCGGCGCCGAGCCAAUGUCGGGUCUCCACCCAAAUCUGCAACGGAGUAUCAACGAGGCGAAGCUUUCUGGCAAGUACCACAUUCUGGGCUGUACCGCCGAGAAGAAGGAUCUCCUGGCAGCACUGAAGAAGGAAGGCGUAAGAGCGACAACAGAAAUCUUCGACACCAUUGUCUGUGUCCGUGUCCUGUGUUCUGUGCCGAAUGUUGAUGAGACAGUGACAGAAUUCUACUCUCUUCUCAAACCUGGAGGUCAGUUGAUGGUGGUUGAGCACAUCAGAAAUCCCUGGAAGAAGAAUGGCAGUGUCCUUGGUCGAUUGGCACAGUUGUUUUGGUCGGCUUGGGGCUGGACGUUUUUCAUGGCCGCAUGUGAGUUGAAUCGAGAUACUACUUUAUCGUUGAAAAGAGCGGGAGCUUGGGAAGCAGUUGAAUUGAAGACGCAUUUUGAAUGGGCGGCUCUGCCGUAUGUUUCUGGCACGCUGACCAGAGUGAGGUGACUGAAACAUGCAACGGUAUGAGACUGGGCGCUUUUGCAUAGGCACUCAAGAGAUAUAUAUACGAAUGCGCGGUUUUGUUGGAGCAUGGCGCUGAGCAUAGAUGGCUGCUGCAUGGGGAGAGCCUUGUGAGAGUGAGGCAGAAGUGGAAAUCGAGCGCCCUCUUGGCUGACAGUCCGUCGAGACAUCUCAUCGAGCAGGGUUGUCCAGGACCCGGGUAUGUGUAUUUUUGGCUGUGUGCUGUCAAGGCGAAGACGCGGCUAGUCAUCCACAAAUUGAGAUGCAGUUUGCGAAGGUCCAUGCAGACAGACACCGCACCGCAAUCAUGGUUGGAGAUUGAGACGAGGGAACAUCAGUGACGUACUUAAGUUAGUGCAGGCGCGCCCAAAGCCCCUAUUGAAAAGGGAAGUGUGUUGUCGUGUUUCAAGGACGUGUCAUAUCUUAACCAUAAAUCUAC
Messenger RNA from Exophiala viscosa, 1580 nucleotides. RefSeq names its product S-adenosyl-L-methionine-dependent methyltransferase. NCBI's taxonomy places the organism in Eukaryota, Fungi, Ascomycota, Eurotiomycetes, Chaetothyriales, Herpotrichiellaceae. The record is from RefSeq and is a predicted model, not a curated record. The transcript has 3 exons. The coding region runs from base 293 to 1126 and encodes 277 amino acids.